UUGAAGGGUUUUCAUUUCAGGUGUACCGGUGUGAGUUCUGUGAGCGUUUUUAUGCAGAUCCUGCUUUUCUCACUGAACAUCGAUUAAGUCAUACUGAUGAGCCUCUCCCUUUCAAGUGUCACAUAUGUGGUGUAGGUUUUACAACAUUUGCUCGUGUAGCAACUCAUAAAGUGAUUCAUGGUGUCUAUGAGAAGAAAGAUGAGUUUUCAGUUCCAAAAUUAUUUUUGUGCGACUCUUGUGAUAAGUCAUAUGUCCACUGGACAUACCUCGCCGUUCAUCGUAAGAUGAUACAUGCUGAGGUGAAACACAUGUACAAAUGCAAGAUGUGUCCUGAGCAGUUUAUAAACUCAUGGGGUUUAGCAUACCACCGAAGAACGCGUCACUGUGAGACAGAACCGCCUCCAUUGGGCAGUGGCUUGCCUGCAAGUGAACGAAAGCGGUGGAAAUGUGAAUACUGUGAGAAGCGUUAUGUGAGCCAACAGUCACUUUUAGCUCAUAUAAAUAUGUUACAUACUGGAGACAACCCUGGCCCUACUUUCCAGUGUGAUCAAUGUGGGAAAAGAUUUGCUCGAAAGUUGUCUCUGGAUUCUCACAAUAAAACACACAGUGGAAAAAAACCUCAUGUGUGUCCUCUGUGUAAGAAGACAUUUGUACAUAGCUCAGGCCUUUCAUCACAUCUACGGUUACAUCGGGGUGAUAAACCACAUUCCUGCGAGUACUGCGGCAAAAAAUUCCUUCAAAGAGGAGACAGGGAUGACCAUGUUCGCAAACAUACAGGAGAAAGACCAUUUUCUUGUCAGCAAUGUUCUAAAUCUUUCCGCACACGAGCCAUGUGGUUUGAACAUACUAGAAUACACCGUGAUGAACGCCCAUUCCCUUGUGACAUUUGUGGAAUUGCAUUCCGUCGUUCAUAUGCACUGAAGAAUCACAAGACUAUCCAUACGGGUGAGCGCCCACAUGUUUGUGAAAUAUGCAACAGGUCAUUCAGGCAGAAGCAGGAUAUGCAGAAACAUGUAAGAAGUCACCACCAGGAAGAUAUUCAGGUGCAGGAACUAAGUGAUGAAGUCAUGACAUUUGUAUUACCAGCAGAUUAAUCUGAAUCAUAGUGAAACACCAAAUUUUUGUUUUCCCACAGUUUAAUGAAUUUUCAUUUGGGCAUUUGCUUUUCAUAUAUUUUUUUAAUACCUGGGAAAGCUCAUGAAAUCUGGAAUUCACCAGAACAUACUCAUAAUUGCAUUCUUUCUAUUGGCAAUUUUGAAGACGUACAAAUACUGUAUUUCCUUGAUUUUAAGAUGCAAUGGAUUUUAAGACAAUAAUAGGUUUGCAGAAAAGAAAGUUGCUAUUGAUUUUAUGAUGCACCUUGAUUUAUUAAUAGGUUUUUAGGGCGGGGGGAAUGUAUAUUACAAUAGCAAUUGUCAGUGUUCAAACAUAAAACUCAUUUGUAAUAAUACUUUUGGAAUCUUCUGUGUUGCUAUCUUUGUGUUUACUGCCCCAUGACUAGUGUUAUAGGCAUGGAGAUUUUUCCUUGUGUUUCAGUCAUGCAGUAUCAUGUUUCAACAUUGAUUCUUAAAUGCUAUCAAAUGUAAGAUGAACCCCAAUUUCAGAAAUUUUAAAAUGUGAAAAAGUGUCUUAAAACUGAGGAAACUUUUUUGUCAUUACAGAACUAGAUUCUAUGUAAUUUAAGUGUAGUUUUUGAAGUUAACAAAAUAAAGUUUAUAGCCUUUCUGCGUUCAGUUCCAAACAUUUAACAACUUCCACAAAAUGCAUGCUGUAAAAACAGUAGAAAUUCCUAAACCAUGUUGUGUCGUAGAAUGUAAUAACAUGUGCCAUUUUCAUUGUACCUCUUUUUAUGCAUUAUACAAAGGGCAAAAAGAACUUUGUAAGUCCAGGAUAUAAUGUAUAUUUUCAUUAUCAAAAUACAGGUUUCACAAUAUUAUCUUUGCUACAAACUACAUUUAGCUGUGCAAAUCAUGGCAGAAUUUACAGUGUUCUGAUAUUAUUGCAGAUAGUUGCUUAUUAUACAUUGCAAUCAGACUAAAUUGAGCAGAUAAUUCCUGUCUACCUGUAAGUAUUUCUUUCCAUUUGUAAGUAAUCAAUAAAUUUGUGCAUUUUUAAGUGUAAUUGGAGCCUCAGAGUUUUGUUAAUUCUACUUGAGACAGAGUUUCAAGUUUGCUCAUAUUUACAAAAAUUAAACUACACAAACAUUCAGAAAACAUCUGAAGGCAGUAAUAUUAUACAGCCAUUCUGGCUAAGGGAAUUUGGCUAAAUUUGGUCUUAGAAGCUACUACAGAAAUGUAGCCUAUUGAUAUCUAUUUAAUUUUGGGAAUUUUAUGUAGCUGCAAGGUUACCUGUUUCAGUGGAUCUGAUUGUUAGACAGGUUCAAGGAAAUACAGGGUUUGUAUUCCCAAAUGUUAUUUUCUGUGGUCUGUAAGAAUAUGAAGGUGGUCUUCCAUCUCUUUUUUAAACAUAAAUGUCAUGUUACAUCUACAUAACCUCUUAUAGUAUGUGAAGUACAAUACAUGUUCAUUUAUCAAUUUCUGCAAUGCCCAGUUCCCACAGUUUAUGACUUUAGCCACCUAUCAGAGAAGUUUAAAUGAGGAAUUUCACUUACUGUGUGCAUGAAAAGUAUACCAUACCUUAUUCCCCCAGGCUUCAAAAUUGUGAUAACUUUUUAGAAAACAGAUGGUUAUAUUUAAUAUAUGUGGUAAGAGGAUGAGAUUACUUUGACUGAAACAGCACUGUGCCAUUUGAUGUGAAAUGAUGGAAAUAAACCAUUGGAUUUUAA
Messenger RNA from Zootermopsis nevadensis, 2785 nucleotides. Lineage: Eukaryota; Metazoa; Arthropoda; Insecta; Blattodea; Termopsidae. The record is from RefSeq and is a predicted model, not a curated record.